AUGCAAGUCAAGUCCCGCCACCAACCUACGACCGUUUCCCGCCUCACCAAGUUGCAAAUCAUGCCCCCUACCGAACGGCACCUAUUGUGUUUGCUCCUUACACAACGGAAGACAAGCGAAGGGACGGAUUUCAAGGUUGGGAGGACGGAAGCAAACACAAUAAAGAUUCAGGUGGCCAAAACGACUUCAAAAGGCCGAGGAAGCUUUUACCUUGCUCAAUUCGACUUACGAAUACGUCCUCAUGACAGAGAAUCAGAUAAUUCUGAAGCCAAACAACCGGAAGCUCCUUCGACAAGUCGACAAGUCGACAAAGACAUCGGAGUAUUCUGCCACUACCACGAAUACAACGACCACGAUAUCGAAUCAUGCAUCGCCCUCCGGAAGGUCGUUGAGCGCCUCAUCAACGAAGGUAAACUGGAUCAAUACCUUAGUACAAAAUCGACCCCCAAGCAACCAGCAAAUCGGCAAAUCAAUAUGAUCAGUGGAGGAGCACCCAUAGCUGACACCAGCAACUGCUCAAUUAAAAGGUACAUGCGUGCCGUUCAACAUUCUCAGAUCCUCAACAUCGUUGGAGCGCUCAACGACAAAAUUCGAUGA
Prunus armeniaca (apricot) is the source of this 597-nucleotide messenger RNA. NCBI's taxonomy places the organism in Eukaryota, Viridiplantae, Streptophyta, Magnoliopsida, Rosales, Rosaceae. The record is from the annotation of a GenBank genome assembly.